Molossus molossus (Pallas's mastiff bat) is the source of this 2444-nucleotide messenger RNA. RefSeq names its product ring finger and WD repeat domain 3 (gene RFWD3). Bases 18 to 2402 code for a protein of 794 amino acids. Gene Ontology annotation, biological process: interstrand cross-link repair; protein ubiquitination; double-strand break repair via homologous recombination. NCBI's taxonomy places the organism in Eukaryota, Metazoa, Chordata, Mammalia, Chiroptera, Molossidae. Gene Ontology annotation, molecular function: ubiquitin protein ligase activity; protein binding. Gene Ontology annotation, cellular component: site of double-strand break; nucleus. The transcript is spliced from 12 exons. The record is from RefSeq and is a predicted model, not a curated record.
AUAUUGCUUUCUUAGUGAUGGCUCAUGAAGCAAUGGACUAUGAGCUUCAGGUACAGUUAGAUCAUAAUGCUGCAGAACAGUCUUCUCUGGCUGAAGUGGUCAGCAGCCAAGGAGGACUACCCCUGAAUCAGCCCGCUUCAGCUGAAGUCGUCAGCAGCCAAGUCGGGGGACCACCUCUGGUUCAGCCUGCUCCUGCUGAAGUUGUCAGCAGCCAAGGGGGACCACCCCUGGUUCAGCCUGCUCCUGCUGAAGUGGUGAACAGCCAAGGGGGACUACACUUGCUGCAGCCUGCUCCACAGGUGUCCAUUGACCUAACAGAGGAAGUGGAGGUCUUGGGAGAAGAGAAUGUGGAGAACAUCAAUCCAGGAGCUUCAGAGGAGCAUAGGCAGGAAUCUGGUGCUAACCGCACGAUCCGAGUAGCUUCAUUGGAGUCAAUGAGUAGCUUCAUUAAUGGACUACAGAGACUUCAUGGCAUGUUAGAAUUCCUGAGACCACCUUUGGACCACAGUGUGGGGCCAGUAAGAGCCAGGAGGAGGAGAGGGACUGCUUCACGCAGAGCAAGAGCUGGAGGGUCUCAGAGGACAGACAGUGCCAGGUCCAGAGCACCGUUGGAUGCUUACUUUCAAGUGAGCAGGAGCCAGCCUCAUUUGCCAACUACCUCUCAUGAUUCAGGGGCUAGUGAUCCUGUCUCUGAAGACUUGCAGGUAUCAAGUAGUUCCGAUUCUGACAAUGACAGUUCCAUAGAGUAUGAAGAGGUUGUUGUCCACGCAGAGGAACCUGGAGCUGCUAUUUUAGAAGAACAACCAGGAGGUAUUUCAGCAGAGCAAGAAGUUACAUGUAUUGGUGGAGGAGAGACCCUCCCCAAGCAGCAGUCUUCUCAGAAGUCCACCUCUCUUCUACCUUCAUCUUCUACAGAUGAGGAAGAAGAAGGGGACACUUGCACAAUAUGUUUAGAACAAUGGACCAAUGCUGGGGAUCACCGGCUUUCUGCUUUACGCUGUGGGCACCUCUUUGGGUUUAAGUGCAUUUCUAAGUGGCUCAAAGGACAGACACGAAAAUGUCCCCAGUGCAACAAGAAAGCCAAGCACAGUGACAUUGUUGUCCUUUAUGCCCGAACCCUGAAAGCUUUGGACACGAGUGAACAUGAACGCAUGAAAAGUUCCUUAUUACAGGAGCAGAUGCUAAGGAAGGAGGCUGAGUUAGAAACGGCACAGUGCCGGCUCCGACUUCAAGUCCUCACUGAGGAAUGCACUAAGCUUCAUAAUCGUGUCCAGGACUUGCAAAAACUUAUUCUGCAACAUCGGGAUCAGCUCUUACGGUGUCCCAGGGGCUCCCAAGCAGAUUUACUAAGCGGUUUGCCCUCCAGCCAGUCCCAGCGCAAGUACUGUUUCCAGAAGACAUUCACAGUGUCUCAGACUGGAAACUGCCGCAUUAUGACAUACUGUGAUGCACUGAGCUGCCUGGUUGUGUCACAGCCUUCUCCUCAGGCCACCUUCCUUCCAGGCUUUGGUGUUAAGAUGUUCAGUACUGCCAACAUGAAAAGCAGUCAGUACAUUCCCAUGCAUAGCAAACAGAUCCGUGGACUGGCUUUCAGCAGUCAGGCCAAAGGCUUACUUCUCUCUGCUUCCCUAGACAACACUGUUAAACUGACCAGCUUGGAGACAAAUACAGUGGUGCAGACUUACAAUGCUGGGCGUGCUGUCUGGAGCUGCUGCUGGUGUCUUGAUGAAAACAAUUACAUCUAUGCUGGACUAGUCAAUGGUUCAGUUCUGGUAUAUGACCUUCGAAACACAAGUUGUUAUGUCCAGGAGUUAGUACCUCAAAAAGCCAGAUGCCCGCUGGUGUCCCUGUCAUACAUACCCAGAGCUGCCUCAGCUGUAUUUCCAUAUGGUGGAGUGUUGGCUGGAAGCUUAGGGAAUGCUUCCUUCUGGGAACUAAAAGUGGGCUCUUCUCAUCGGCCUCAUGUGCUGCCCAUAGAGGCAGGAGGCUGCAUAGACUUUCAGACAGAGAGCAGCACCCGACACUGUCUUGUGACCUACAGACCUGAUAAAAAUCACAACACCUUACGAAGUGUGCUGAUGGAGAUGUCCUACAAGCUGGAUGAUGCUGGAGAGCCACUCUGCUCCUGCCAUCCUGUACAGACAUUCCUUGGAGGGCGCACUUGCAAACUACUGACCAAAAGUGCUAUUUUCCAAAACCCAGAGAAGAAUGGCAGCAUCCUGGUGUGUACUGGGGAUGAAGCAUCAUAUUCUGCCCUGCUGUGGGAUGCUAGCAGUGGCUCCUUGCUGCAGGGUUUGCCGACUGAUCAACCUGUCUUGGACAUCUGCCCCUUUGAGGUGAACCACAGCAGCUACGUGGCUACUUUAACAGAGAAGAUGGUUCAAAUCUAUAAGUGGGAGUGACCAUGGUUUUGAAAUUUACAAGGCAUGUUGCUGGUUAAUGUU